This is a messenger RNA of Ostrinia nubilalis (European corn borer), 1441 nucleotides long. RefSeq lists its product as uncharacterized. The record is from RefSeq and is a predicted model, not a curated record. NCBI's taxonomy places the organism in Eukaryota, Metazoa, Arthropoda, Insecta, Lepidoptera, Crambidae. The coding region runs from base 114 to 1439 and encodes 441 amino acids. The transcript has 2 exons.
GUCAAUGUCACUUAUUUGUGUGUUGUUUUUUCAAUUUCUCCAAGUUUCGUGUCGAUUUUUAAAGCAGAUUUCAAAACUAAUUUUGAAUUAAUAAGUCUAAAACCACAAUAACAAUGUCCACAGCUACUACGGACAACGAGGACGUGAUGAUUGUGGACAAUAAUGAUACGGCUUUACUUACAAGUUUAGGCGAUUUAGCUGAAAAACCUCUCAUAAUGCUGUUUCUACGUCUAAUAGGAAACGAUACGAAGCAAAAUACUGUUUUAACUAACGCCCAAAUAAUAGACAUACUACAAAAAGAGUUUGAAAUGGACAUCGUGUACACACAUGAAUUGGAAGUAGAGAUCUACCUGAACCUACUCAAGCGUUUCUUAAAAGAUUGGCCUCAAUGGGACGAGUUUGACUUCGACAUAAACAUAUUGAAAGACCAAAAAAAUAUCGCCAAAAUGAAAGAUAUGCUGCAAAGUAAUUACGGAAGCCUCAAAAAGUACCUGCAGUCCAUGUUAACGGCAGUCGAUCCGAUGCUCAAGAAAGUUAUAAAAGAAGUAAAUGAAAGCACUGUCAGAGAACCGACGACGACGUCAAACGACGAGGUGGCAAUCGAAGUUAAAUGCACAAGGCAACAGCUGAAUGAAUUGUUUUUCAGGCGGCCGCAUCCGGAACAAAAUAACACCAUUUUCAACAUUGAGCUUCCUUCGGAGAAAAUCAGGUUGCAGCCUGUCGCUGUCCAAUCUAUUUUGAAUUGGCCUGGGAUACGAAUAAGCAUUUCGAUUCCUGGAUUAAUGUACAAGCGAGAAAUCAAGAUGCCGUUAAAGCAUUUAUUGAUCAAUAAAAAACUAAACUACCCUCCUCCACCACUACAGGAGGCGAAGACAAAUUACCAAGUCCGGACAGCCCGAAUGACCAAUCAUGGUCAUGUAGACGUAAAAACGUUCUACGAUAUAAUUCACAGGAUUGGCAACGGGAAAUACCGCAACCAAGACCUUAUGGAUAAAAUUUGGAUGCUGAGUGCAUUGAUCAAAUCUGACCUAGAAGAAGCGCCGAAAUAUAUUUACAGUCCGUCUAGCUACCGUCAGAAUUUGAGCAAGUAUCCGUAUAAGAGAUUGUUGUGUGCCGAAGUGAACUCAGAUUCAUUUUCUUCUAAUAAUUACGAUUUGGUGCUUGAAGAGUCGGGAAUACCUCAGCUUCAAUACCAUUUCAUAAGGUUCAGCGACCCUGAGCUUGAAAUAACUCAAGAUGCGUCCUUUUUAAAACUUGAGUGUACGUUAUGCGAGUGCAUUUUCGCUGGGGCUUAUAUGUUUUCUAUGAUCCAGGCGCACUUUGAGUUCCAUCGGGGUGAGAAAGAUUACCAGUGUUCAGGUUGUCACGUUGUGUUUUCUAUGGAGCAGUUGACGGCGUCAAAAUGGCGGCAUGUGUGUGAUCAUGAACCUUCAAAGUGAAU